Messenger RNA from Penicillium chermesinum, 258 nucleotides. RefSeq lists its product as uncharacterized. Bases 1 to 258 code for a protein of 85 amino acids. The record is from RefSeq and is a predicted model, not a curated record. Lineage: Eukaryota; Fungi; Ascomycota; Eurotiomycetes; Eurotiales; Aspergillaceae. The transcript has a single exon.
AUGUCGACGCUCAAACGACACUUAAUUGAGGGCGAAUACCAAGACCCCCCCAGCUCGCGGACCAUCAGUGAUGCAGGCGAAAGGGCACCUGAUAGUUCAGUUGUCAUUAUUUUUUCCCCACAUUGCUGUGAAUCCGUUGCCGUCGACGAGAGGGCGCUGUUCAGCGGGCUCUGUCCGCUGCGCUAUCACCGCUUACCAAAGAUCUCUCUGGUGGAACUUAUGACCGCCGUGGUGCGCAAAGACGAGUACUCCGGGUGA